Molecule: messenger RNA, 1038 nt
Organism: Drosophila guanche
Lineage: Eukaryota; Metazoa; Arthropoda; Insecta; Diptera; Drosophilidae
Exons: 4
Coding region: 93-902 (269 amino acids)
Source: RefSeq, a predicted model, not a curated record
GUAGCGAUGAUUAAAUUUAAUAAUCAUUGAAAUGCAGACAAAGCGAACGCUACUAAAGAGAGAAUAUAUAACAAAUUAUAGUAGAGUAAGAUAUGGCCGAGCAAAACACAGUAGACUUUCUAUGGAACUUAGCAAACAAACUGAGCGCACAAUCACACUCCGAAAAGCUGGUAAAAUCGCAUUACAUUACCACAUGUCGAAAGUUCGCCAGGCACAACGUACAACUGCCCGAAGACAGCUUUGGAGCGGCACGGCUAUGCGCCCGCUGUGGAAGCCCGUGGACCGAUGGCAACUACCGGCUUCAACUGCAGCCCCAGCGCCUGGCGGACACUGCCAAAAGAAAACGACUCAUUGCAAGGUUUGAAACGGCCAAGGCGAGUCAACAGAAGGGCAUGCUGAGCACUGCGGCGAGGAAUCGGGCCAAGUGGCUGAGGAAGCACAUGGCCAGUAACAUUGUUGUGGGCUGCGCCGUUUGUCAGAACAAGACAAUGCUGCCACUCGAGAAGCGAAAGGGGAAGAAACGGGCGAAAGCCAACGAUGAAACAAUAGAAGACCCAACGGCGACGGCGCUUGGAAUGGAUGCAGCCACAAACCAACAGAAAGGGAACAAGAAGAAGGUCCGGAAUAAAGAAAUGAAAGCAAUUAACCCGAAGAUUUCACAGCAGAAAAAAGCAAAGGCGCCUUCAACUCCAGCACGCCCCUCGAAAUCGAUCCAUUCUGCCGGUGCCAAACGCCAAACAACAAAGCAGAAGAAAACAAAAACGAAAGCAGCGCAGUCAGCGCCAGGCUCGAAAACGCAGAAACAAAACGCGUUGUUGCAUCUGGCGGCUCAGCUGAAGUCGCACGCGUUUAAAGACGCGAGCAAGUCGCAGCAGAACCGCUUGCAAGCGUUCCUCAAGUAGCGUGCCAAGCUAUAGCGAAUAGCGCUUGCCAAUGGACUAAAGUACACAAGAUUGUUGUUUAGUUGAAUGAAAAUACUUGUUAUUGCACAUAAUUAAGCGUUAGCACAAUACUAAACCCAUUGGGGCAUGAAUCAGA